GCUGGGUGAGUGCAAGAAUGUUGUACAUACAAAAUUCCCAUUUUGAGAAAACGAGCAUUAAAAAAUAAUAUCGCUGGGUCAGUGCAAAAAUGUAGUAUCUACAAAAUGUUGAUAAAUAAGGUCUUAAUUUUCACAAUGUAAUGGACCCUAUAUGUUCCAGAGCAAAAAUGUUGUAUGUUCAUAUAACAGGUCUGGUCGCUUAAUUUGAAGUCAGCUAAACUGUUGUAAAUGUGUUGUAGUUGACUCGGAGCGAAAGUGUUGUAAGUGUUAUAUCAGUGUAUGCUGCUUCAGAUUUUGGAGGAAACUAUCAAAAGAAGAAUACAAAAAGUCAUGGCUUCCGCGAUUAUUUUAUUAUUUUUUAAUGCUCGUUUUCUCAAAAUGGGAAUUUUGUAUAUACAACAUUCUUGCACUCACCCAGCGAUAUGUGAAGCUUGUUUUGGAAGUUUAACCUGUUGGACUCAACAAUGGGAAGAGUGAAGCUGAGGUGCGUUUUUCGCAGUGUCGUACUGGUUGCCUUCAUACUUACACUUCUUUGUCUUCAAACGUUUCUACCUUUUUCACCUACCUUAACAGUUCGACAAAUGAUUAAACAUAUGAACGUGUUCGUCAUAUUAAGCAAUUCCGAACAAACGACAAGGAGAAACAAUUUGGAACAAACGACAAGGGGAAGCAAUUUGGAACAAACGACAAGGGGAAACUAUUUGGAACAAACGACAAGAGCCAAUACCCAUCAACACGAAGACACAACUGCCAGAAGUUCCGUGGCUCUAAACAACAAGGACAAAAUAAUACUGUGGUACGUUAAAACCAGAUACCAGCCUCUAAUGCCACAUAUGGUGGCGUUACAACACUGCCCGGAAAUGAAAUGCAGGAUGACCUCUAACCGGAAGUAUUUAAAUCAAAGCUCCGCAGUCGUGUUUGCGGCGCAGCUGAUUCGUGAGAAACACCCACCACUGAAACAUCCGGGUCAGGUGUGGAUAUUUCACAACCACGAAUCUCCGUUAGAUGGGUGGUCAUCGCUCCCAACCUUCAGACUGCCGCAGUGGAAAGGAAAGUUUAACUGGACGAUGGACUACAGGAACGAAGCAGACAUUCUUUCACCUUACGGAAUUUUGAAAAAACUACCUCAACCGAGAAAGCGAAACUACAGCGAUAUUGUCUCGAAGAAGAAGGGUCUAGUCUCCUGGAUGGUAAGCAACUGUAACACCGAAGGAAAGAGAGAGCUGUAUGUUAAGAAAAUGAAGAAAUACUUCCCGGUGACAGUGCUAGGUGGAUGUGGCGGGAAACGAUGCGGCAGACUCCACGACGACGAGUGUUUGUCGGAAAUCAACAAACACAAGUUUUACCUGGCGUUCGAAAACGGUUUCUGUCCGGACUACAUAACGGAGAAAUUCUAUCUGUUUUAUUCCGUUGAUGUGGUUCCUGUUGUUCGAGGAGGUGGGAACUAUUCUAGAGAUCUUCCUGAAGGAACGUACGUCAACACGGCCGAUUUCAAAUCAGUUGCCGACCUGACCAAGUAUCUCAAUUAUCUGGACAAAAACGACGAUAAAUAUAUCGAGUAUCUCAGACGUAAAGAUCAAUAUGAGUCUAUAUACGAAGCUUAUAAGAUGAGCAAUAAGAAAGGGAAUCUAUUUUAUGUACACUAUCACUAUGAACAUACGCCAUUCUGUGAUGUGUGCAGAAGACUGUGGAACACUGACAAUUACACAAAAACGUACAGUGAUAUAGGGGCGUGGUUUGAUAGUGGUCGGUGUUAUAAGCCCACUGAUAUACACCAACUCUAACAACGUAGACAUAUAGUAGUUUUAAUA
Messenger RNA from Gigantopelta aegis, 1811 nucleotides. Its product is annotated as 3-galactosyl-N-acetylglucosaminide 4-alpha-L-fucosyltransferase FUT3-like. Gene Ontology annotation, molecular function: alpha-(1->3)-fucosyltransferase activity. The record is from RefSeq and is a predicted model, not a curated record. Lineage: Eukaryota; Metazoa; Mollusca; Gastropoda; Neomphalida; Peltospiridae. The transcript is spliced from 2 exons. Gene Ontology annotation, cellular component: membrane. The coding region runs from base 465 to 1784 and encodes 439 amino acids.